Molecule: messenger RNA, 1793 nt
Organism: Arachis stenosperma
Lineage: Eukaryota; Viridiplantae; Streptophyta; Magnoliopsida; Fabales; Fabaceae
Product: indole-3-pyruvate monooxygenase YUCCA6-like
Exons: 4
Coding region: 72-1340 (422 amino acids)
Biological process (GO): auxin biosynthetic process
Molecular function (GO): NADP binding; N,N-dimethylaniline monooxygenase activity; flavin adenine dinucleotide binding
Source: RefSeq, a predicted model, not a curated record
UUCUCAGUUUCUCAAUUCACUCACUACCUGUACGUGCAAAAUAAAGCACAAGCAAUUUGAAGGUAUCGUUGAUGGAGUAUUGUGAAAGAGAGCAAGAAGGGAAGCGGUUACACGAUCCCUUAAUAAGUGGGAAGAAGGCGGAGCGAUGCGUGUGGGUGCCGGGUCCAGUGAUAGUGGGAGCAGGGCCGUCGGGACUAGCAGCAGCAGCGUGUCUGAAGGAAAAAGGCGUGGCAAGCGUGAUUCUAGAAAGAUCCAAUUGCAUAGCUUCUUUAUGGCAGCUAAACACCUACGACCGACUUCGCCUUCAUCUUCCAAAACAAUUCUGCCAGCUUCCUCUCAUGGGAUUCCCCUCUAACUUCCCCACUUACCCUACCAAGCAGCAGUUCAUCCGCUAUCUUGAAUCCUACGCCGAGCACUUCGCCAUUCAGCCCAGGUUCAACGAGGCUGUGAAGGAAGCGGAGUUCGAUUCCUCCUUGGGGUUGUGGCGAGUGAAGACAACGACGGCGACGGAGUUCGUGUGCCGGUGGGUUAUAGUGGCGACAGGGGAGAAUGCGGAGGCUGUGGUGCCUGAGAUUGAGGGGAGGGGGGAGUUUGGCGGUACUAUAAAGCACACAAGCUUGUAUAAGAGUGGGGGAGAGUUCAAAGGGAAGAAGGUUUUGGUGGUUGGGUGUGGAAAUUCGGGUAUGGAAGUUUGUUUGGAUCUUUGCAACCAUAAUGCCACUCCUUCUCUUGUCGUCAGAGAUACGGUACACAUCCUACCAAGAGAGAUGCUGGGAAAAUCAACUUUUGGGUUGUCCAUGUGGCUGCUCAAGUGGCUGCCCAUACAACUUGUUGAUCGCCUCCUCCUGAUCGUCUCAUGGCUGAUGCUCGGCAACACUUCACGGUUCGGAUUGGAUCGGCCUCCUUUGGGUCCCCUUCAACUCAAGAACCUGUCCGGAAAGACACCAGUGCUUGAUGUGGGUACCCUUGCCAAGAUUAAAAGUGGACAUAUUAUGAUACGUCCGGGAAUCAAGCGACUAAGACGUCAUACGGUAGAAUUCGUUGAUGGAAGGAUAGAGAAGUUUGAUGCAAUUAUAUUUGCAACUGGUUACAAAAGCAAUGUGCCCUAUUGGCUAAAGGAAGGGGAUAUGUUCUCAAAGGAAGAUGGGUACCCUAAGAGGCCAUUCCCAAAUGGAUGGAAGGGAGAAAAUGGUCUUUAUGCAGUUGGUUUUACCAAAAGAGGUCUACUUGGAGCAUCCAUGGAUGCCAAGAACAUAGCUGAAGACAUUGAAAGAUGUUGGAAAGCUGAGGCAAAGCAUAGUACUUUUUCUCUCUCACUUUUGCCACAAUCAGUUUCAUGAGGAGAGGGUGGUAAUUAAAGUUAAUUCAUUACACAUGUUGGACAUGGAGGAUUUUGUUUUGGUGCAUCACACAUACAUGUGCACUAUGUUACAAAAAAAUUAAAGUGGUGCUCCUCCAAUCCAUAUAUGUAAUUAAAAGUGGCCCAACAAAAAAGAAAGAAAGGAAAAUGGUGGGAAACUAAGCUUAACUUUCAUGGAUUUAACUGUCAACUUGGCUUUGAGAAUGAGACGUUGAAUUGCAGUUGAAGCAAAGAAAUUAAAGGCCUUUUUCUUUUUGGAAAACAGCUAUAUGGACAUCUUGCACAGUGCAAUUAAGGGAAACAAAAUGAUGAAGGAGGGUGACGGCGGCGGCGGUGGUUAAAGAGAAAAUUUUCCAUAAAAAUUGUUUUGUUAAUAUGUUUGAGAAAUAUGUGAUUGUUGAUUAACCUUUUUUUUAUGGGAUUUUACUUUUUU